AUGCCCAAGCGCGCGCACGAUGCGGUCGACGAUGACCAGGUCGCGGCGGUAGAACUCAGCGAUGGUGAGCCGCAGCCCGAGCGGCAGAUUGCGCUCUGGCGCGCCUCGACCUUUUGCGACGCGACGGUUGUCGUGGAGGGAAGAUCGUUUGCCGCUCACCGACUGGUUCUCGCGAGCUCCGACUUUAUGAGCACGUGUCUGCAGAGCUCGAUGACGGAGCAGACGGGCCGCGUCGAGCUACACGACAUCUCUGCCAGCUCUUUCGAACUCGUGCUCGAGUACCUGUACACUGGAAAGGCGCGCGUUGCGGUGCGCUCGCUGGUUGAGCUGCUCGAGGCGGCAGCGAUGCUGCAAGUGCAGCCGCUCGUGGCUGAGCUGGCGAAGGUGCUCGGGGCGGGCCUGGCGGGCGACAACUGCCUCGAUCUGUGGGCGACGGCGGCGCGACUCGGACUGCCUGCAGUCAAGCCGCUCAAGGCCGCUUGCCUAAAGUUUGCGUGCGAAAGCUUCGCCGAUGUGGUGAGCACCACCUCGUUUUUGUCGCUGAGCUGCCCGCAGCUUGAGUGCCUAAUCCGGGGCCGGCGGGUCCACGCUUCAGAGGAGACGGUCUUUGCGGCGGUCAUCAAGUGGGCGCGCGCUGCUCAGCCUUCGCCGGGAGAGCUGAGCGCGAUCUUGCAGCACAUCCACUUUCGGGACAUGCGCCCGAGCUUCGUCUCGUCGGAAGUUCUGACGGAGCCGUUGGUGGCGGAGCACAUGCAACUUGUGGCAAAGCGCUUGCUCAGCGAUCAGCCGCAGCGGCGCAUCCACCUCGAAGCCACCGGACGCGUUGCCUCUCUCGCCUACACUUGGAAGGUGCCCAGCUUCUCGGUGUCGGGCGACAGCGAGGGCAGAGUGUACUCGCCCAUCUUUCGAUCGGGAGGCGAUGAGUGGCAGCUCAAGCUGAGCAAGGGCGGCGAGGUAGAGGGGUACCUCGGAAUCUUCCUCAUAUGUCCGAAUGCGGUCGGAGACGUCACGGUCAAAGCAGACUUCACGCUAAAACUUCACAACCAGACGCCUCGCAAGUCCGUUCAGAAGUGGGCCGAGCAUGAGUUCAAGCAUACAGCGAAGCCGCAUAUGGGCUGGAUAAACGAAGACUGGGGCUGGCAGAAGUUCAUCGAGCUGGAGAAGCUGAGCGCCGGCUUCCUAGUUGACGACACGCUCACCGUGGAGGUCUCAAUCGAACGCCGCAAUGAAUAG
Emiliania huxleyi CCMP1516 is the source of this 1233-nucleotide messenger RNA. RefSeq lists its product as hypothetical. The transcript has a single exon. Gene Ontology annotation, molecular function: protein binding. NCBI's taxonomy places the organism in Eukaryota, Haptophyta, Isochrysidales, Noelaerhabdaceae. The record is from RefSeq and is a predicted model, not a curated record. Bases 1 to 1233 code for a protein of 410 amino acids.